AGGAGGGCCCGGGCGGCGCCCGGCUGGGCGGCGGGGGGGCGCCCCCAAGAUGGCGGACCAGAUCCCGCUGCGCCCGGUGCCGCGCAGCGCCCAGCGCAGGGCGGCCUAUUACAGCAGCGCUGCCGCGGCGCAGCGGCACAGCAGGUACCAAGCGGAAGAUGAGUCCUCUCAUUUGGAUGAAAUGCCACUAAUGAUGUCAGAAGAAGGCUUUGAAAAUGAUGAGAGUGAUUACCACACUUUACCAAGAGCCAGAAUUUCUCAGAGAAGAAGAGGCUUAGAAUGGUUUAUCUGUGGCGGCUGGAAGUUCCUUUGCACUAGUUGUUCUGAUUGGCUCAUAAACAUUUGUCGAAGAAAGAAAGACCUGAAGGCUCGCACAGUGUGGCUUGGGUGUCCUGAAAAGUGUGAAGAAAAAUACCCCAAAAAUGCCAUAAAAAAUCAAAAGUACAACAUCUUUACCUUUAUACCUGGGGUUUUGUACGAACAGUUCAAGUUUUUCUUGAAUCUCUAUUUUCUCAUCGUGUCCUGCUCACAGUUUGUACCAGCACUGAAAAUAGGCUACCUGUACACGUACUGGGCUCCUCUGGGAUUUGUUUUGACGGUCACAGUGGUACGGGAAGCUGUUGAUGAAUUUCGACGUUACAAGAGAGACAAAGAAAUGAACUCACAGUUGUAUAGCAAGCUGACAGUACGAGGUAAAGUGCAAGUUAAGAGUUCAGACAUACAAGUUGGAGACCUCAUCAUAGUGGAAAAGAAUCAACGAAUCCCAUCUGACAUGGUGUUUCUGAGAACCUCGGAAAAAACGGGUUCAUGUUUCAUUCGAACUGACCAGCUGGAUGGGGAAACAGACUGGAAACUGAAGGUUGCUGUCAGUUGCACACAAAGAUUGCCAGCUUUGGGGGAUCUCUUUUCAAUCAAUGCUUAUGUUUAUGCUCAGAAGCCACAGCUGGAUAUCCACAGUUUUGAGGGUACUUUCACACGGGAAGACAGUGAUCCUGCAGUUCAUGAAAGCCUAAGCAUAGAAAAUACAUUAUGGGCAAGCACUGUUGUUGCUUCGGGAACUGUAAUUGGUGUUGUUAUUUACACAGGCAAGGAAACACGAAGCGUAAUGAACACAUCCAAUCCAAAAAAUAAGGUUGGCUUGCUAGACCUGGAGCUGAAUCAACUGACCAAAGCCCUGUUUUUGGCUUUAGUUGCACUAUCAGUGGUUAUGGUCACUUUGCAAGGAUUUGUAGGCCCGUGGUAUCGCAACCUUUUCCGGUUCCUCCUCCUGUUUUCCUAUAUCAUCCCAAUCAGUUUACGUGUCAACUUGGACAUGGGUAAGGCAGCCUAUGGGUGGAUGAUUAUGAAAGAUGACAAUAUUCCUGGAACAGUUGUUCGAACUAGCACCAUACCUGAAGAGUUGGGACGAUUAGUUUAUUUACUAACGGAUAAAACAGGAACACUUACACAGAAUGAGAUGAUAUUUAAGCGCCUCCACCUAGGUACUGUUUCCUAUGGAACAGACACAAUGGAUGAAAUACAGAGUCAUAUUAUUAACUCUUAUUCACAGGUCCACUCUCAGAACAGCGGGAACAGUACGAGCUCAACACCAUCCAGGAAAGCUCAAUCGUCGGCGCCCAAAGUGCGCAAGAGCGUCAGCAGUCGGAUCCACGAAGCGGUGAAGGCCAUCGCGCUCUGCCACAACGUCACCCCCGUGUAUGAAUCCCGGGCUGGGGUGUCUGCAGAGACAGAGUAUGCAGAAGUGGAUCAGGACUUCAGCGAUGAAAAUCGAACUUACCAAGCUUCCAGCCCUGAUGAGGUAGCUCUGGUGCAGUGGACAGAGAGUGUUGGUCUCACUCUGGUUAACAGGGAUCUCACCUCAAUGCAGCUGAAGACCCCUGGUGGGCACAUCCUGACAUAUUACAUCCUGCAGAUCUUCCCCUUUACUUCUGAGAGCAAGCGAAUGGGCAUCAUAGUUAGGGAUGAAUCUUCAGGAGAAAUUACAUUUUACAUGAAGGGUGCAGAUGUUGCCAUGUCCACUAUUGUACAGUACAAUGAUUGGUUAGAAGAAGAGUGUGGUAAUAUGGCCCGAGAAGGACUGCGCACACUAGUGGUUGCCAAAAAAUCCCUUACUGAAGAACAGUACCAAGAUUUUGAGAGUCGAUAUAACCAAGCAAAGCUAAGCAUACAUGAUAGAAACCUGAAGGUUGCUGCUGUUGUAGAGAGUUUGGAGCGAGAAAUGGAAUUACUGUGUCUCACUGGAGUAGAAGAUCAGCUGCAAGCAGAUGUUAGACCAACUCUAGAGAUGCUAAGGAAUGCUGGAAUAAAGAUAUGGAUGUUAACAGGAGAUAAACUGGAGACAGCAACUUGCAUUGCAAAAAGUUCUCACUUAGUGUCUAGAAAUCAAGAUAUUCAUAUUUUCAGACCUGUUGUCACUCGAGGAGAGGCUCACUUAGAACUAAAUGCUUUUAGGAGGAAGCAUGACUGUGCCUUGGUGAUAUCUGGGGACUCACUUGAGGUUUGUCUGAAGUAUUAUGAGCAUGAAUUUGUAGAGCUGGCUUGUCAGUGUCCUGCUGUGGUGUGCUGCCGAUGCUCUCCCACCCAGAAAGCCCACAUUGUGAAACUGUUACAGCACCACACCGGGAAACGCACGUGUGCAAUAGGUGAUGGAGGAAAUGAUGUCAGCAUGAUCCAAGCAGCAGACUGCGGAAUUGGAAUUGAAGGCAAGGAGGGAAAACAAGCUUCUCUAGCAGCUGACUUUUCUAUCACACAGUUCAAACACAUAGGUAGGCUGCUGAUGGUACAUGGUCGAAACAGUUACAAAAGAUCAGCAGCACUUGGUCAAUUUGUCAUGCACCGAGGCCUUAUUAUUUCAACUAUGCAGGCUGUAUUUUCAUCAGUCUUCUACUUUGCAUCUGUUCCCUUGUACCAAGGAUUCCUAAUGGUAGGGUAUGCAACCAUAUAUACUAUGUUUCCAGUCUUCUCUCUAGUAUUGGAUCAAGAUGUGAAGCCAGAAAUGGCAUUGCUAUAUCCAGAACUUUAUAAGGAUCUCACAAAGGGAAGAUCUUUGUCAUUUAAGACCUUCCUCAUCUGGGUUUUAAUCAGUAUUUACCAAGGUGGUAUUCUGAUGUAUGGAGCCCUGCUGCUUUUUGAAUCCGAGUUUGUUCACGUCGUUGCCAUUUCCUUCACUGCCCUGAUCUUGACUGAGCUCUUGAUGGUUGCACUGACCAUACGAACGUGGCACUGGUUAAUGGUGGUGGCUGAAUUCCUCAGUCUUGGCUGCUAUGUGGCCUCUCUUGCAUUUCUAAAUGAAUACUUUGGUAUAGGCAGAGUGUCUUUUGGAGCUUUCUUAGAUGUUGCCUUUAUCACAACUGUGACCUUCCUGUGGAAAGUGUCAGCAAUCACUGUUGUCAGCUGUCUUCCACUUUACAUUCUCAAGUACUUGAAGCGCAAGUUCUCUCCUCCAAGUUACUCCAAGCUUACCUCGUAAAAGUGAUUAUAUUCCUCUGGUUUUUCACUCACUCCAAUCUGCAGAUUGCAUAUUCACUGUGCUUUAGUGUCUAUGGAUUCACGUUGGACUAAAGAAACUUAAAACAAAAAUCAAAACUCAAAAGGGAUAAUGUGAAUAGAGCACAAAAAGAGGAGGAAACAUCUGAGAGAUACAAUAACACAGAAGUACACUAAAACUAUCAGAGAUAAACUAAAUUUUCUUUGCGUUGAUUUUCUUUUUUUCUUUCAUUUGUUAUGAUUAUAAAAUAAAACCAAAUUACCUUUGAUUUGACAAUGCUUCUGAAUGGUUUCAUUGCUACUGUAAAGGAUCUUUUGCUACUGUAAAGGAUUUUUUCCAACUAUGUUUAUCUUCUGCAAGUUAAAUUGAAACUUUUGUUAUUUAUUACAUAAAUUUCCAUCUUUAAUUAUUGUAUGACUUCCUAAUUCAAGCCCUUUCUUUUAAUGUUUAUAUAUGGAAAAGUUUGUUCAUCCAUACUUACUCUAACAAACCUAAUACCUGUAAAUGCCUGUGUCUGUAUUAGCAGCUAUUAUUCCUCAUCAGACAUUGAUUAAUAUGCACUAUUUGAAUUAUGUACUGAUGUCUGCAUAGCACAGUAUUAUUUUAGGAGCUGUUGUCCUAUUCUGUAGUCUCCAUUUCUGGCACCAGUAAAUUACAGAUGUGUGAUGUUGACAGCAGUUCUUUAAAUGCACAUUACAGCCAGGUUGCACAAAAGCUGUUUAAAAAUUAAAUUAUAAAUUCUGUACAUAAUUCCACAGCACUUAUUGAUCUGUACAGAUAUCAAAACAUGGCUGCUCAGUAAAUAUGUUUUAAAGUUCUUAUUCAUUUUGUAUUUGUAAAACUGCAAAUAGUGUCAAAGUACAUUUCUAUAUAUGAGAAGUCCAGUAAACCUUGUAUUAGCUAAUAUGACUAAAUUGCCUUGUAAUCUGUUUACUUAGGUUACUCAGGUAAAAGAAAAUAAGAGGAACACAUGAACAUCAUGGUAGGAAAAUCUCUCAUCUUCCAAGUUGUAAAUGUUAUGUUUUUAUAACUUAGUUUGGGUGCAAACUUGUCAAAAAAAAAAAAAAUCAAAACAUUUUUGCUCGUAAGCUGUCAGAGUUGAGUGUCUUGGCUGAGUUAUGACACCUUAUUGCAGCUGAAGAUUUGUUCCAGAAACUCAAAUACUCUGAUACAAUCUGAAGGGUCCAAAUCUUGCACACUGUACUGGCAAGUAGGAUAUAUUAAUUUUCUAUUGUGAUAUAUCUUUGCUUUCUCACGAAGUACAUAUAAUGAAUUUGGCAUAGUCUGUUAAUCAGAGGAAAGGAACAACAUAAUUAUUCAUGCUUUCUUUAUUAAAUAUUUACGUGUGUGUUUUUAAAACCCA
Molecule: messenger RNA, 4850 nt
Organism: Haemorhous mexicanus (house finch)
Lineage: Eukaryota; Metazoa; Chordata; Aves; Passeriformes; Fringillidae
Gene: ATP9B
Product: ATPase phospholipid transporting 9B (putative)
Exons: 30
Coding region: 50-3469 (1139 amino acids)
Biological process (GO): phospholipid translocation; endocytosis; retrograde vesicle-mediated transport, Golgi to endoplasmic reticulum
Cellular component (GO): endosome; trans-Golgi network; plasma membrane
Molecular function (GO): ATP hydrolysis activity; ATP binding; magnesium ion binding
Source: RefSeq, a predicted model, not a curated record